Benincasa hispida (wax gourd) is the source of this 2415-nucleotide messenger RNA. RefSeq names its product Peroxidase superfamily protein. Gene Ontology annotation, biological process: hydrogen peroxide catabolic process; response to oxidative stress. Gene Ontology annotation, molecular function: heme binding; peroxidase activity. NCBI's taxonomy places the organism in Eukaryota, Viridiplantae, Streptophyta, Magnoliopsida, Cucurbitales, Cucurbitaceae. The record is from RefSeq and is a predicted model, not a curated record.
AUUAGAAUUAAUUAUCAAAAUAAGACAUGGGAUUUUGAAUAUUAAGAUUUCGAUUUUGUCAUAAAUGCUUCUAUAAUAUCAUUUAAAGGUUGAAGCAAUUUAGCAUAAUUCCAUGGACUAAAAUACAUAUAUUCUCAAUUAAAAAGUCAAAAGUUCAAAUCCUCGAUCAUCAUCUCGAUAUAUUAUUGAACUUAAAAUAGAACUUGCACAAUCAAAUAUAAACGUUUAGAAACUAUGGAGCGUGGACUCACUAAAUGAAGUUAAUAAGUUUGGUGUUAAUAUGAUGGAGUAAGUAAAUUUGUAUUUGGGGUCUAGAGUUGUAAAAUGAAGUUUUUCGAUAGUUAUGAAAAGUGGAUUAAGAAGAGAAGAUGGAGUUACUCAAUUAUUGUGGAAAGUAGAAAUAAAAGAGAAAAUAGAGUUCUUCGAUAAAUGUAAAAAAUUAAAAAAAAAAAAAUGAAAAGAUAAAGUUAUUUGAUAAACGUGCAAACUUCAACGGUAACAACACCACCUGAAGAAGUUAGUGGGCAAACGAUCCCUAAAUGUGUACAACCACACUUAUAGCAUUCAUAAAUAUGACUUACUUAACAUGUACUAUGACUUAUACCAAUUUUUUUUUGAAAUCCCAACCAACAUAGUGUUGGGAUAUCUCUAUCCUCUUAGAUUCAAAUCCUCCCUUCCAUGUGAGUUCUCCCCAAAUGAUUUGCAAGAUUUUGCAAUUUCCUUCUAUAAAUUAGAUAAUAAGCCAACCUCCUAGUCUUGGUUUCUAUAAAUGAUCAAUUGCUAUAUGCCUAUUAAUGAGAUGUGAAACUAUUUUGGUACCAAAUUGGCAUCCUCUAGAUGCUACUAUUGGUCUUCAUUUGACCCACAGACCCACAUACAAUAUCAAACACAAAAUAAAGUUUUUGGGCAUCAGUACUACCCAGUACCCACACACAAUAAAUAUAUAUUUAUAUAUAUAUUUCUCUCUCUCUAUCCCUAGCUUUUCCCUUGGCCUGUUGGUUGUUUCUCUCUCUAGCUUUUUGCUAUUAGUAUUGGGGUUUCACGGGUUUUGAUUCUUCCCUUUUUUCUUCGCAGCAAUCUGUUGUCCAACAACUUCAACUCCUGGGGUCUUCCCCUUUUUAUAUUCUACUUUCCACUAUUUGCUCUGUCCUAAGCUGCCUCUUCACUCUCAGACUUAGUCAUGCCAGUCCCUUUUUCUCUCCUCUGUUUUCUCACUCUGCUCCUCAUUUUCCACACACCAUCAAAAUGUGAAGCAGCAGCAGCACCUAAACAAGCCCCUGCCCGCCGCCACCGCCUCCUCUCCGUCGACUACUACAACAAAACAUGCCCUCACCUCGACCAACUCGUCUCCUCGAUCACCACUCAACAAUUCAGAGAUGCACCAGUCUCUGCUCCAGCAACACUCCGCCUAUUCUUCCACGAUUGCUUUGUAGAAGGCUGUGAUGGGUCGAUUCUGAUAUCAACAAAGCCAGGCAGCAAGGUGGCGGCGGAAAAGGAUGCAGCGGACAACAAGGGGCUAAGACCGGAAGGGUUUGAAAGCAUCAAGAAAGCCAAGGCGUUGGUUGAAAGCAAGUGCCCCGGCGUUGUAUCUUGUGCUGACAUCCUCGCAAUUGCAGCCAGAGAUUUUGUUCAUUUGGCAGGAGGGCCGUAUUACCAGGUGAAGAAGGGGCGAUGGGACGGGAAGAUAUCAAUGGCGUCCAGAGUAGGUUCCAAUCUGCCGCGAGCAAAUUCCACCGUCGAUCAGCUUCUCAAACUCUUCAAUUCCAAAGGUCUAUCCGCCGAUGACCUGGUUGUCCUCUCUGGUGCGCAUACGAUCGGAUUUGCUCACUGCGAGCACUUCACGAACCGUCUCUACGACUACAGAGGCACGAAGCAACCGGAUCCGGCGAUCGACGGGAGGCUGCUGAAGGAGCUGAAAAUGUCGUGCCCUAGGUACGGGGGAAAUACGGAUAUAGUGGCGCCGUUCGAUGUAACGACGCCGUUUGUGUUCGAUCAUGCGUACUAUGGAAAUUUGGAAGGUAAAUUGGGACUAUUGGCUACGGAUCAAGCUCUGGUUUCGGAUGCGAGGAUGAAGACGAUGGUGCAGAGUUUGGCGAAGGAUAAGCAGAAGUUUUUUCAAGCUUUCGCGGCGGCGAUGGACAAAAUGGGAUCGAUUGGUGUGAAAAGGGGACGUAGACAUGGAGAGCGAAGAACGGAUUGUAGCAUUCAUCAGAGUUGAUGGAUGCCUUGAUCACCACAUAUUUGAAAAUAAACCUUUUUUUUUUUUUCCUUCUAAUUUCAUUUUCAGAAAUAUAUGAGAGAAAUUUUUCUAUAGAGCCAGGAGCGUUGGGUUUUGCAGCUCAUAUGGUAAUCUUCAUUAAAUAUUUUAAAAUAACAUUUUAGUACAAACAAAACAAAUAGGGGUAAGAAAUUUGC